Acanthisitta chloris (rifleman) is the source of this 1358-nucleotide messenger RNA. RefSeq names its product sentrin-specific protease 7-like. The record is from RefSeq and is a predicted model, not a curated record. The annotation marks the transcript as partial. The transcript is spliced from 11 exons. Gene Ontology annotation, molecular function: SUMO-specific endopeptidase activity. Gene Ontology annotation, cellular component: cytoplasm; nucleus. NCBI's taxonomy places the organism in Eukaryota, Metazoa, Chordata, Aves, Passeriformes, Acanthisittidae. Gene Ontology annotation, biological process: protein desumoylation.
CCAAAUCGAGUGAAUUUUUAUUUCUUGAACUGUCCCAAUCACUCACAAAAUGGGAAGAAGACCGACUGACUGAACUGAUUACAGAUGUGAGCAAGAAGAACAGAGCACCAGAUCUCACUGAGUUUUUGUCUUUGAAGCAAGCAUUUCCCUUGUUUAAGGAUCUUUCUCCUGAAGAAAGUUCUUUCAUGAGUCACCAUCAGGAUCUACUAAGUCAAUAUAUGCCAAAAGAGAAUACCUCAGAUGCUUGUGAACCUGCAGUUCAGGAAUCAAAAGUAAAAGUGGUCAGGCCCAGUUAUGUCCUUGCAAGUAAGCAGAAUUGUGGUUGCUAUUCUAUCUCUUUGUCCUCUGCACAGAAUGGAAGAUUGCAAGAAGUAAGAGAAACAGGAGCAGUUGAGAAUUUAAUUGUUUAUCCACCCCCACCUGCAAAAGGAGGACUGGGAGUCACAAGAGAAGACCUAGAGUGCUUAGAACAUGGAGAGUUUCUCAAUGAUGUCAUCAUUGAUUUCUAUCUUAAAUACCUGAUGUUGGAGAAGGCACCAAAACAUGUUGUUGACCGUACGCACAUUUUUAGCAGUUUCUUCUAUAAGUGCCUGACCAGGGCAGAAAAAAACUCUGAGGGGGAUGUCAAAGUUUCGGCAGCACAGAGACGACACAGAAGAGUAAGAACAUGGACUCGUCGCAUAAAUAUCUUCAGUAAAGAUUAUAUCUUUGUGCCUGUGAAUGAGGAGUCUCAUUGGUACAUUGCCGUUAUCUGUUUUCCAUGGUUAGAAGAAGCUGUGUAUGAGGAGUGUCCCCCUCAGAAUACAUUACAGUCUCCUCUUCGUUCAGAGAGUGAGAACACUAGAACUGGUUCGGUGUUCUUCAGGGAUGAAGGAAAAACAGAUGCUAAGAGAAGUUUAUUCUCAAAAGGUGGCAAUGAAAUUUCUGCUUGUGCUUCAGUUAUAGAUUCAGCUCUGUCUAAAAUCUCCCUAAGUAAUUCCAGCAGGCAGAUUUGUAAAAGGCCCUGUAUACUCAUCUUAGAUUCUCUGAAAGCUGGUUCUGUGCAGAAAACAGUUCAGGUUUUGAGAGAGUACCUUGAAGUGGAAUGGCAAGCUAAACGAAAAACACAUCGGGAAUUCAGUAAAUCAACAAUGAUUGACCUCUGUCCCAGAGUGCCUAAACAAGAUAACAGCAGUGACUGUGGGGUCUACUUGCUGCAAUAUGUGGAAAGCUUCUUCCAGAAUCCCAUAGUUAACUUUGAGCAGCCGCUGCAUCUGGAGAAUUGGUUCUCUCGUCAGGUGAUCAGAAGCAAAAGAGAAGAAAUUCGAGACCUGAUCUUGCAACUGCACUUCCAACAGCACAGUGGCAGCAGCAGCUAA